Messenger RNA from Fusarium vanettenii 77-13-4, 1320 nucleotides. RefSeq lists its product as uncharacterized. The coding region runs from base 1 to 1320 and encodes 439 amino acids. Gene Ontology annotation, molecular function: catalytic activity. NCBI's taxonomy places the organism in Eukaryota, Fungi, Ascomycota, Sordariomycetes, Hypocreales, Nectriaceae. The record is from RefSeq and is a predicted model, not a curated record. The transcript has 7 exons.
AUGGGCACCGAGAUUCCUUCGGAGAAUCCUAGAGAUUCCCCGACCAAAAGCCGCUCAACGUGCGUAGCGCACGAGAGCUUCUCGACAACUUCGCCAUGCCCAAACAGUGGUCCCCUUUCAGGAGUCAAGAUCUUGGACUUGACCCGCGUCCUAGCGGGACCCUUCUGUACUCAAAUUCUCGCAGACUACGGAGCGGAUGUUGUCAAAGUUGAGCAUCCACGUGGAGGAGACGACACUCGGCUUUGGCGGGAAGUAGGAGAGGAUAAGAUCUGGAAGUCGAGAGCGCCAGGCACAUCCAUCUACUUCAACACAGUCAAUCGGAACAAACGCUCCAUCUCUGUCAAUCUGAAGAAUGAAAAGGGCAGAGAGAUCAUCCUACAGCUAGCGCAUGAGGCUGAUGUGGUCGUGGAAAACUUCAUCCCUGGAAAGUUGGACAGGCUCGGGCUCGGAUAUCAGGCUUUGAAAGCGGCCAACCCGUCAAUUAUACUCGCCAGUAUUUCUGGAUAUGGGGCUGAUGGCCCAUACGCCACGCGUGCCGGAUACGACGUCGUCGGCGCCGCCGAAGGCGGUCUGCUCCAUGUCACCGGCGAAGCAGACGGACCGCCUACCAAGCCCGGCGUUGGACUGGUGGACAUGUGCACAGGCCUUUACCUACACGGGGCAAUCGUCUCUGCGCUGCUUGCACGCCAGAAGACGGGAGUCGGGCAGAAGCUCGAUACGUCACUCUUUGAGGCGACGGUGUCGAUACUGGCGAAUGUGGGCAUGUCGUGGGUCAACCUCGAGAAGGAGGCGCGAAGAUGGGGCACAGCACAUCCCGCCAUCGUCCCGUACGAGGCAUUCCGCACAAAGGACGGCUCCCUGGUGAUCGGUGCGGUAAACGACAGGCAGUUCCAGAACCUGUGCCAGCUAUUGGGGGACCGAGAUCUGGCGACGGAUCCUCGUUACGUCGAUAACAGUGCCAGGGUCCUGAACCGCAAAGAGCUGAAGCAGGCCCUCGACACUCUCUUCAUGAAAAAGACAACAGGGGAAUGGGAAACCGUGCUUGAAGGGAGCGGCAUGCCGUAUGGGCCGAUCAACACUCUGGAGAACGUCUUUUCCCACCCACAGGCUUUGGCGAGACAUAUGGUGGAGACGGUUGAGCAAGGCGCGGCGGUAGCAGGGACUAUCAAGGUUCUUGGUAUACCAGUCAAGUUUAGCGAGACAAAGCCAUCCAUCAGAGGAGGCCCACCAUCUCUUGGACAACACACAAACCUAAUUCUGCGGGAACUGGGCUAUUCCUCCUCAGCGAUUGCAGACUUGAGGAAUAAUGGUGCGAUCUGA